Hyalella azteca is the source of this 555-nucleotide messenger RNA. RefSeq lists its product as uncharacterized. Lineage: Eukaryota; Metazoa; Arthropoda; Malacostraca; Amphipoda; Hyalellidae. Gene Ontology annotation, molecular function: odorant binding. The record is from RefSeq and is a predicted model, not a curated record. The transcript is spliced from 5 exons. Bases 1 to 555 code for a protein of 184 amino acids.
AUGGGCACGUGGACGUCAAAUAAUCACCACGAUGGGCACGACGACGGCAUGGAAGAUGGCAAGUGCUCUCAUGGCUGGGGCAUGAAGCGACCAAGUGUGUUUGAGCUCCUCGACAAUAAUGGACAUUCCGACAUGACCAUGGCGCUCAUGAAAUGCAUGGCCACCAAAAAUGGGAUGGUGAAGGCGGACGGAUCUUUCGAUAUUGAGAGCUACAAAUCCCAGCUUCUGUCCAAAGUUGCAGGCUCCAACAUGGAAGUCAACACCAAGAAAGGACUGGAUUCCUGCCCGACCGAUGCUCUGGUCAAGUACAAUGUAAGGAAAAUUUGUUUUUAUGUCAUAUAUUUCGAAACUUUUUCAACUUCAUCAACAUUGAACAUGUUGCGGUCAGGCGGGUCAGCCUUCGCCCUGCUAUGCAUGGCCGCGUUAGCUCUCGCUCUCCCAGGUCCUACGGGGUACAUGAUGACUUCUGAAGGCCGUAGUUGCUACAUGGCCCUGAAGACCAGCAAAGAUAAAGUCCACAUGAGCGCCAUGAUGGACGCCGACAUCGCAGAAUAA